GCGUUUCAAGUUGACGCAAAACUCGACGGUGGCCACCAUGCCCUCGCUAUCUGGCACUGCUUUCGUCGGCUUCGUCGCUUCGUCCUUUGUUCUUCUCCUUGCGUGCGCCGUUGGCAUCUGGGUGUGGGUUCCGCACGGUUGGGUUGCGCUCUGCUCGUACGCCGUAUGGGCCAUCUUCUUGGACCAGGCUCCAUACAAUGGUCGCGGGCGCAUUUUCAACUUUCUGCGCUUCAACUGGCUGUGGCAAUUUGCACAAGGGUACUUUGCCCACACGUUGCGACAGGAAUCGGAGCUCGAUCCGUCCAAAACGUACUUGUUUGUCGCGCAUCCCCACGGCAUCAUUGCCCUUGGCACAUGGCUAGUCUUUGGCGGCGACUCGAUCUACUUCCUGCGAAACAAUCCAAAGUUGCAGCUCAGCACGGCCACCGUGGGGUUGAACUUUGUCCUUCCGUUAUGGCGAGACCUUUUGCUCGCGUUGGGUUUCGUGGACGCCAGCUAUGGGUCGUUGAAGGCUGUGCUAGCCCAACGUCGGAGCGCUUGUCUCUUGGUUGGGGGCAGCCAAGAAGCCCUCGAGGCGCACCCAAACACGAACCGCCUCGUGCUCAAUAAACGCAAGGGGUUCAUCAAAUUGGCCCUUGAGACGGGCGCGCAUGUCGUGCCAGUGUACACGUUUGGCGAAACCAACAUGUUUUCUCAAGUGGCCAACCCGCAGGGGUCGUGGCUGCGUUCGAUGCAAGACUCCGUUGUCAAGCACUUGACCAUCGCGACGCCCCUACUAACCAGCGGCCCCCUGCCGAACAGCACACCGCUGCUCACGGCCGUGGGCAUCCCCAUCGAGUUUCCUCAGAUUUCAAAGCCAUCCUCGGAAGAGAUUGAGAUCCACCAUGCCAAGUACAAGGCCGCCCUCCAAGCGCUCUUUGACAAGCACAAACAAGACUUCUACUCGCCAGACGAGCUCAAGACGGCCGAUCUGGCCUUUUUUGCAUGAUGAAAACCAAACUAAUCGCCACUAGUUAGUUGGGUGCUGCAUGCACUUUGGUUUUGAGAUGUAUCGUACAUGCAAUGUCUACUUACUUCCAUGGCCA
Aphanomyces astaci is the source of this 1085-nucleotide messenger RNA. RefSeq lists its product as hypothetical. The transcript is spliced from 11 exons. Gene Ontology annotation, molecular function: diacylglycerol O-acyltransferase activity. The record is from RefSeq and is a predicted model, not a curated record. The coding region runs from base 38 to 988 and encodes 316 amino acids. Lineage: Eukaryota; Oomycota; Saprolegniomycetes; Saprolegniales; Verrucalvaceae. Gene Ontology annotation, biological process: triglyceride biosynthetic process. Gene Ontology annotation, cellular component: endoplasmic reticulum membrane.